GGGGGCCGCCGCCGGGUCGGGCGCUUAGCACAGCCUCCGCGCCUGCAGUCGGGGGGAUCCGGGGCGGAUCGAACACCCCGACGACGUGACGACGCCCAGCCGGGGUCCGUCGCCCCCUCGCACGGCCAUCCCUCCUCCUCCUUCGUCGUCGUCCUCCUCCUCCUCCCCGCACACAAUGGCUCUGAAGAGAAUCCACAAGGAGCUGAAUGACCUGGCCCGGGACCCUCCAGCACAAUGUUCGGCAGGUCCCGUCGGAGAUGACAUGUUCCAUUGGCAAGCCACAAUAAUGGGGCCAAACGACAGCCCCUAUCAGGGAGGAGUAUUUUUCUUGACAAUUCAUUUCCCGACAGAUUACCCCUUCAAACCACCCAAGGUUGCAUUUACGACAAGAAUCUACCAUCCAAACAUCAACAGUAAUGGCAGCAUUUGCCUCGAUAUCCUCCGGUCACAGUGGUCCCCGGCACUAACUAUUUCAAAAGUACUCUUGUCCAUCUGUUCUCUGUUGUGUGACCCCAAUCCAGAUGAUCCUCUAGUGCCUGAGAUUGCCCGGAUCUACAAAACAGAUAGAGAAAAGUACAACAGGAUAGCUCGGGAAUGGACUCAGAAGUACGCCAUGUAAUCGCCGCGGCGACGCCGGAUCAACCCCGCUCCCAAAUAAAGCCAGGGGAACUCUGACAGAGAGAGGAUCCUUCCGAUUUCCAUUCGAGCGCUUUUCGACGAGCCCACGCCUUCCCCCUUCCCCACUCCCCCGCCCCUUCCCC
Messenger RNA from Tachyglossus aculeatus (Australian echidna), 761 nucleotides. RefSeq names its product ubiquitin conjugating enzyme E2 D2 (gene UBE2D2). Gene Ontology annotation, biological process: ubiquitin-dependent protein catabolic process; protein K48-linked ubiquitination. Gene Ontology annotation, cellular component: nucleus. Gene Ontology annotation, molecular function: ubiquitin conjugating enzyme activity. The record is from RefSeq and is a predicted model, not a curated record. The coding region runs from base 176 to 619 and encodes 147 amino acids. NCBI's taxonomy places the organism in Eukaryota, Metazoa, Chordata, Mammalia, Monotremata, Tachyglossidae. The transcript is spliced from 7 exons.